Molecule: messenger RNA, 8547 nt
Organism: Saccostrea cuccullata (small rock oyster)
Lineage: Eukaryota; Metazoa; Mollusca; Bivalvia; Ostreida; Ostreidae
Exons: 1
Coding region: 1-8547 (2848 amino acids)
Biological process (GO): telomere maintenance; DNA repair
Molecular function (GO): DNA helicase activity
Source: RefSeq, a predicted model, not a curated record
AUGGCAAAGAGAAAGAAGAGAUUGUCUGCAAGACAGCGAUUACUUGCUGAUAAGUUGAGGAAGAGAGAAAAGAGACAAAAAGCUGCAGGAAUUCUGCAAGACGAAGACACACUUUUGACACCACAAGAAUCUGCUGUUCCUUGUGGGACAGUGGAUGGAGCUGAUUCAGCUCCUCCUGGUAAUUUUCCAGGGCUUGGUUCGAUGGGGUUUCCACCUAAAGAGGAAAAACCCCUGGCCAGGGUGCAGGCCUCACCUCGAGUGAAAAUGCAUUCACCUGCCCUGAGGUUGUCACCUCCUCAGGGAAGUCGUCUGUUUGUCCGUAACGAGGACAAGGCACCGUCCCCUGACUCCCCACCGUGGGUUUGUGCUCCACCGAGGGCACCUGGAUCGGGCAUAGGGCAUAUGUCUGAUCCAGCAGGUCAGGCGCAGCUGGAUACCUCCUGGGAGGAGGAGACCAGUAGAAUAUCAAAAGAUGAAGGAACUUUAACGAAAUCAAAAAUGGAAACUGAACGAAUAUCAAAAGGAAACUUGAACGAAAAACAUGAUAUUAUAGAAAGUAUAAACAGAGAAAAAGAUAUGCUGGAGACUGUAGAAAGUAUGUUGGAUUUCAGAGAUGAUACAGAGAUUAUAGAAAAUGAGUUGACAAAUGAAGGAAAAAAAGAUAUCAAAUUAGCAAAUGUAAGAAUUUUUCACCGGAAAAUGGGUCAGAACAUAAAAGAUUUGAAAAUACAAAGUGAUCAGAAAGAAAGUACUAGUAUGGAGGAUUGUCCAGGUGAGGAAAAUACAAAUUUAGAAGCAAGAAAUUUGUAUUCUGUGUCUGUUCAGGGCUCUUUUCAUCAAGCUGAUCCUAUAUUUGGUGACUCUGCAGGAACUCAAUGUGUUGCAAAUUGUUUAUCAGGUUUGGCUUAUCAUCUUCUGAAAAGUGCAGAAAUGUGGCAAACAGCUGAUGUCAAUAAAGUUUUAGUCAAUGGAGAUGAACUUUACACAUACCUGCAGAAUUGUUCUUCAAUUACAAGUAGGUAUUUGUUAGUGGAAGAGUUACCGCAGUAUUUUGAAUGCUUUAGCAACACAUUUGACUUUACAGUUAAGACCUCUGUACCAAGUUUAAUCAGUGUAUCAGCGGAGGAACCAUGUUAUGAAGAUUUUAAUGCCCAUCCUCUUUUUGAAGCUCUGCAGAUAGCACUUACUGAAACAAAUGGAUGCUUUGUGUGUUUCGGAGGGAAUACCCUUUUAAUAGGGAAGACUAAUGAUGGGUUUUUCUCAUUUGAUUCACAUGCACGAUGCCCCCGUGGAUAUCUUAGUGUUAGAGGGAAGAGUACAAGAAUUUUAUUGAAGGAUGUUCAGGAUGUCUAUCUGCAUCUUAGGUCACUGGCUAUUUCUAUGGGCAUUUCACAAACUGUUGCUUGUGAAUUAACUGGGGUGUUGUGUUCACUUAAGCAUUUUGCCACUGCAGUAGUUAAUGAGGUUAAAGGAACUGAAAAAUAUUCAGAGGGAAAUGAAGAUUCAAGACAAGGUCUCUUGACAUCAAAUCAGUCAAAGGUUAAAGAAACUGAGAGAUGUUUUGAAGGGUUAAAAGUUUCAGAGAAAGGCGGGAUAUUGUCAGAUCAGUCAGAAAUAUUACAGGAGAAUGAUGUGAUGUUUAUGGGCGAGGAAUUCCAACGGCAUGAUUUUAUACCUUUAUCUGUAGAGAAACAAAAGGAAUUGUGUAAAGUGUUGGGAGUGCCAUAUCAUGUCUCUACACAUGAAAACCAUGCUGCAUCUGUGAAAGACAUGGAUAAACCCAGAGGCUGUAAAGAAAUUGGACAAGAUGGUAAUUGUUUUUUUAGGGCAGUAUCAUUCAGCCUGACAAACUCUGAGAACCAUCAUCAACAUAUUCGUGAAGCUGUUUGUCAGCAUCUUCUGAACCAUGAAGCAAUGUUUCAACAGUUUAUGAGGUCAGAAGGAUCUUUAAGGUCGUACUUACUUCACUGCAAAAUGUCUAACUUGGGUGUAUGGGCCACUGAAUUGGAGAUUCUUGCUAUGUCACAUAUGUUGAAUGUUGACAUUUAUACUUAUUCAGAUAUGAAAUGGCUUCAGUUUAGUAUGAAAGGGCCGAACCCAGAAUCAGCUGAACAGAAAGAAGCUAUUUAUUUAUACCACAGACAUCAGAAUCAUUAUGAUGUUGUUUUAAGUGUUACAUCAAGGCUGCAUGGAAAGGAAUGUGUCACUCGAAAUAGAUCUCUUAAAGGAGAAUAUAACGUUCGCACAAGAAAUAAAAUUCGAAUGAGAGAGGAACGAAGAAAUCUGAAAUUGAAGAUAACAGACUUGAAGGAAAAGAGGAAAGAUGCAUUUAGGAAAAGAUACACGGAAAAUGAAAAGUACCGAAAGAAAAUGUUGGAGCAGAAGAAAGAUAUGUACUCAGAUGCAGACUUUAGGCUGAAAGCACAGAUAAGAAACAGAGAACGAUAUUGUGCUUCACAUUUAGUACAAAUGGCAAGUAAAAGAAGAAGUAAAAUGAAAUACUUAACAAACUUGAAACAUAAAGAGGGAAAGAAAAGAAAGAGUGUUGAGAAAUAUAAGUUUGAUUCUGAGCACAGAGAACAGUUGAAAGGAAAGAGUAAAGAGAAGUACAAGAUAGACUUUGAACAUAAAGAAAGUGUUAAGAAAGCAAGCAUUGAGAAGUACAAAGAGGACUUUGAGCAUCAGCAGAAUGUGAAGAAAGCAAGCAUUGAGAAGUACAAGACAGACUUGGAACAUCAGCAAAGUGCAAAGAGAGCAAGCAUUGAGAAGUACAAGACAGACUUGGAGCAUCAGCAAAGUGUAAAGAGAGGAAGCAUUGAGAAGUACAAGACAGACUUGGAACAUCAGCAAAGUGUGAAGAAAGCAAGCAUUGAGAAGUACAAGACAGACUUGGAGCAUCAGCAAAGUGUGAAGAAAGCAAGCAUCAAGAAGUACAAGACAGACUUGGAGCAUCAGCAGAAUGUGAAGAAAGCAAGCAUUGAGAAGUACAAGACAGACUUGGAACAUCAGCAAAGCAUUAAAAGAAGAAGCAGUGAAAAGUACAAAACUGAUUUGGAGCAUAAGAUUACUGUAAAGCAGAGGGCUUCAAAAAGAUACAAAGAAGAUGAAUCUUACAGAGCGAAAAGCAAAGCUGCAUUUGUACUAAAAUAUAAUACAAAUGAGACUUUUCGAUCAAAAAUGCAGAAAAGAGGUACAAGGAGGUAUCACACUGAUACAGAAUAUCAGUCUAAAGCAAAGAAAAGUACUAAGUCAAGUUACCAAUCAUCUGCUGAAGUUAGAAAGAGUAAAAAAGAAGAAGUUCAGCAGAAAAGGAGACUGAAACAAAUGAACAUGAAACAAGAAGAGGAUAUUGUCAGAUUAUUUAAGGAAAAAGCCAAGGAGGGUCCAAAUUAUGUUUGUACAUGUUGCCACAGGCUUUUCUUUCAGAAUCAGGUUCAAGCAUGUGAACAUCAGAUGUAUCAUAAAAGUGAGUCAGCAAAAUCUAUCUCUGAGAUUUGUUUGCUAGAUAAGUAUCUGCAUGAAUGCUCUGAAUCUUGCCCAGAAUCGUGUACUAAAUCAUCAUUAUGGAUUUGUUACACUUGCCAUAGGAAAAUAAUGAGUGGCAAAGCACCUGCAGAAGCUGCAGCAAACAGCAUGGUUGUGGAGGAUAUUCCUUCUGAAUUGACUAACUUGAACAGUUUGGAACAGCAUUUGAUUGCAAUGCACAUUCCAUUUAUGAAAGUAAUGGCUCUUCCUCAUGGGGGACAAAAAAAUGUACAUGGUCCUGUUAUUUGUGUACCUUCAGAUAUGAGGAAAACUGUCAGUUUACCAAUGAAACAGGAUGAAAACUUGUUGUUGCGUGUAAAAUUGAAAAGGAAGUUGAAUUACAAAGGCUACUUUGAGUAUCAGUUUGUUAAUACAACUCAUAUCAUGUCAGCUUUAUCAUACUUAAAAGAACACAAUCAUUGGUAUAAGGAUAUAAAAAUUGAAUCAUCUUUGGAAGAGGAUUUAACGAUACAAGAAGAAAUGACAGAAGAAAACGUUGAGGCAAGGGAUAAUGUGGGAAUCACAGAGGAAAUGGUUGCAUUUGACACAUGUUUACAACCUGUAGAUGUUGCACAGGAGGUUUUAGACCAUUAUUUUGAUGAUGUGUACAACAUUGCACCAGGUGAAGGGAAAAACCCAAUUCGAAUGUUACAGGAACCUGGCAAUGAAGCUAAGGCAUUUCCGUGUCAUUUCCCAAGUGGUCGUUUCUCUUGGAAUGAAGAAAGAUCAGAAAAGUUGACUCUUUCAAGAUACUUCAAUAAUAGGCUAAUGAAUGCAGAUGACAGAUUUGCAAAGGACACCAAUUACAUAUUCUUUAGCCAGUACAUGUCCGAACUGAAUCAAGUGAUUGAAAAAACUCAAAUUUCACUAAGAAAAUCUUUAUCAAAAUGGACCAAUGGGAAACCAGUAACAGCAAAUAUGCUACAAGAUCCAAUUACUCUCUCGGGCUUGCUGAGGAAUGAUGAUGCUAUUAGAUUUAUGCAGCCAAUAAGAGGAACACCGGCUUAUUGGGCAACGGCUCAGAAGGACCUCUUUGCUAUGCUGCGGCAAUUAGGAAUUCCCACUUGGUUUUGUUCGUUCUCUGCAGCAGAGUACAGAUGGAAUGAUGCUGUUACAGCAAUACUACAACAGCAGAACGAUAACAGAAAUCCCGAGGAAAUGGAAUGGUCAGAAAAGAAUGAAAUUCUAAGGUGCAAUCCAGUCACUGUGGCUAGAAUGUUUGAGCACAGAUUUCAAAUAUUUCAUAAGGAAGUCAUACUAUCUCCUGCAGAACCAAUAGGAAAGGUAGCAGACUAUUUUCAAAGAGUUGAGUUCCAGCAGAGAGGAUCUCCACAUAUGCAUUGCUUAUAUUGGAUUGAAAAUGCACCAAAUAUUGAUUCUGAUGGCGAGGAAGUUGUAUGCAACUUUAUUGACAGAUAUGUAACAUGUGCUGUACCAUCAGAAAGUGAUGAUUUUGAAUUGAGAAAAAGUGUUUUAGAAGUACAACAACACAGCAAGAAACAUUCAAAAUCUUGUAAAAAGAAGGGAACAGAAUGUAGAUUUAAUUUCCCAAGGCCUCCAUCUCAAAAGACUUUCAUUACAAGCAGUCAAGAGGAAGAAACCACAGAUGAGUGUGAAAAAGAAGCAAAGCUAAACAAGGCAUAUGCGAAGGAAAUAUUAUUCAGUGUUUGGGAAAGAGUUCAGAAUGAAGGGGAUAGAAAUAUAACAACAGAAGAAUUAUUUGAUGAUCUUUCAUUAACCCAGGAACUGUACGAAGAGGCCCAUAACAUGUUGUCGGCAAAGAGAUCAAUUAUACUUGAACGGUGCCCAAAUGAGGUUUGGACAAACCAAUACAACAGAUGCCUGUUAAAAUCCUGGGAUGCUAAUAUGGACAUACAGUUUGUUCUUGAUCCUUUCAGUUGUAUUGUUUAUAUUAUUUCCUAUAUAUCGAAGUCAGAGAGGGAAAUGGGCAUGCUAUUAAAACAAACAAAGUUGGAGGCAGAAGAAGGAAAUGUUGAUGCCAGAAAAACUAUGAAGAAAAUUGGAUCAGCGUACUUGCAUCACAGGGAAGUAAGUGCUCAGGAAGCUGUGUACAGAGUUUGUAAUUUGAGGAUGAAAGAAUGUUCUAGGAAGGUUGUAUUUGUGCCUGUAGGUGACAACCCAGUGCGCUUAAGUAAGCCAUUAUCUGUGCUGAAGAAGAAAGCAUCAAAAGAUGUUGAAAUUACCGAUGAAGAAGAUGACGAGAAUGAAGUGUGGAUGACGAACAUAAUUGAACGUUACAUGAACCGACCAGAUAAGCCAAUCUUUCAUGAAAUGUGCCUUGCCGAAUUUUGUUCUGAAUUCAGAGUGCUAGCAAAAUCUCAAGUUCCUAAGAAAGAGAAUCAAAACGUGUUUGAAUUACAGAAUGGGAAGGGUUACGUACAACGAAGAACAAGAACUCAACCUGCUGUUGUAAGAUAUCCUAGGUUCAGUGUUGAAAAAAUGUCUGAGAAAUAUUAUCAAUCUCGUUUACAACUUUUUCUUCCGUACUGGACAGAAACACAGUUGAAACCCCCAGGGUUUGAAUUAUAUGAGGACUUUUACAAAACUGGUUAUGUAAAAAUUUCCAGUGGAAAACGAAAGCAGUCUGUGAAGUCAAUUGUGGAAUCAAAUCAUUCAAAAUAUGCAGAAAAUGAAGAGAUGGUUGACAACGCUCAGGAUGCGUAUGAGAUGAAUGGUGAACCAGAAGAUGCAUGGUCGAGGAUAUGUCCAGAGACAGAGGUUCUCAGAAGGGAAGGUAUAGCACAGAGAAAUGGGAACACAGUGCCAGAGGAGGAAAGUACCGAUAUUAUACCAGAGAUUGAAAGCGAGACACAUAAUGCAGAUGUCAUGUAUCAUGUUCAACAACAUGUUAUCUCAAGAGAAGAAAUGUUACCUGUUCUUCAGAAUUUGAAUGAGACACAAAGUGCUGUAUUUUAUUUAGUUCGCAAGUGGUGUUCAGCAAAGAUUGCAGGGGAGAAAUGUGAGCCCUUUCAUUUAUUUGUAACUGGUGGAGCAGGAACUGGUAAAAGUCAUCUUAUAAAAGCAAUUCAGUAUGAAGCAUCGCGUUUACUUUCACGAAUAAUGUCAGAACCAGAUAGACCAUCAGUUCUUCUCGCAGCAUUCACUGGAACAGCGGCUUUCAACAUUGGCGGAAAUACACUGCACCACUUAUUUUCCCUAACAAAAUAUCUGCCUUUGCCAUAUGAACCUCUUGGUGAACAAAGCCUCAGUGAAUUGAGAGUAAAGAUAGGGGAUCUUCACAUUCUUAUCAUUGAUGAAAUAUCAAUGGUGUACAAAAGACUUUUGUACUACAUACACGAAAGACUGGUGCAGAUUAAGAAAUGCAAGGAGCCCUUUGGUGGAGUUUGUGUUAUUGCUGUUGGGGACUUUUACCAGCUGCCACCAGUAAAGCAGAGAAAAGAUGAAAGGCUUUACAAAGAAAAUAUGAGUUAUCCUAUGGACUUCUGGCUUGACUUAUUUAAAGUCAUUGAGUUAACAGAGAUAAUGAGACAAAGAGGAGAUUUGUCCUUUGCUGGGAUUCUUAAUUCUUUUCGUGUAAGAGAGAGAGAUGAACAAUUAACACAGCAGCAAAGUAAUUUCCUACAAGACUGUAUCAGGGAAGGACCAGAAGAUGUUCUUCAUGUGUUUUCUACUAACGAUGAAGUUAACACAUUCAACCUGUCAAUGUUAAAAAGAUCAUGUGAAGAUCUACUGGAAAUUGAUGCUCAGGACUUUAGAAAGGACAAAACAUCCGGAAAGUUAGUACCGAGAAACAAACCUAUGACAAGAUCAAGAAGUGAUGGCCUUCCAAGCUCUCUUCUAUUAUCAGUCCAUGCAAGAGUAAUGCUUACGAGAAAUUGCGAUGUAGAGGAUGGACUUGUGAAUGGAGUAAUGGGACAUAUUUGUCGAUUUUCUUUUGUAGAAAACAGUGAGGAAAUUGUUAAAGCAAUAGGAGUGGUUUUUGAUAAUAAGGAGGUUGGGAAGAAGACAGGACAAUAUACAAGGGAUGGAAACAUGGUGUUCAUAGAAAGAGUGCAAGAGGAGAUAAAGGACAAGGCUACUACAGUGGUUCGUCAUCAGUUUCCAAUUCGGUUAUCUUGGGCGUGCACGGCUCAUAAGGUGCAGGGGAUGACAACAGACAAAGUCGUGGUAAAUUUAGAUAAAGCAUUUGCCCCAGGCCAAGCUUAUGUUGCACUGUCAAGGGUUACUUCAAAGUUGGGCCUAUUUAUUGAUACAGAGGAUCCAGUUCGAUUUCAGAAAAAUAUUUAUGCUGAUCCAGAGGUCAAAGCAGCAUUAAAGGAAAUGCCUAAACUUAUUUUUGAUGACAUUGCGUCAAUUUUAGCCUCUAAUGGAAAGAAAAUAGUUCUGCAUAAUAUACAGAGCUUACACGGUCAUUUUGGAGAUCUAAAGAAUGAUGCCAGAUUCCAUCAGGCUGAUAUUAUUUGCUUAACAGAGACAUGGCUAAGAUCUGGGGAGAGCACAGAGAACUUUGCAUUGGAAGGGUUUCAAUUUCAUCAUCUUCCGAGAAGUGAAGCAUAUGAUGAAAGCACUGCAUUAAAUCAGAGUGUAAAAAUGACAAAGGGUGGAGGUGUUGGGCUGUAUUUGAAAGACAAGAAAGAUUCAUAUGAUAUUCUGCCAAUGUCCAAAAUGAAUAUUGAAGGAAUAGCUGUAAAAUUAGCCAGAAGAAAUAUCUUGUUGUUGUCUGUGUAUCGCCCAUGUGCAGCAAAAGUAGCAAUGUUCCUUCAAUAUCUUCAGAAAGUUCUUAACUACUUGAAAACAAAUGCACAUGAUUGUAUCAUCGUAGGUGAUUUCAAUGAGGAUGCAAAAAUUGAUGGUCCAAUUCAGAGGUUUAUGAAAGAGCAAAACUUCAAACAACUUGUAUCCUUUAGCACCACAGAAGGGGGAACAAUUUUGGAUCAUGUGUAUGUAUCCAGUUCCAUAGAGGUUGAAGUUUAUCAAUUACCAACAUAUUAUAGUUAUCAUGAUGCUGUUCUUCUGAAAAUCCGAGAUGAAGAAUUAUGA